UUUUCACUAAUCUAAUCUAUGAUAGUAACUGUCAACUCCAAAAAAAUGCUGUUGACGUUUUAUUUGUAAUGAGCAAAACACAAAUUCAUUGUUGUUUUUAAAAAUCAUUCUCCUAACCUAUUCUAUUAUAGUUCAAUAUAGAAAUUGCAAUAAUAUAGUAACAAAAUGACCACUUUUGGGGAAAUAAACGAACCUUCAAGCCGAACUGCAUGGGAGGACUGGGAUGAAGUUUUGUAUACUGAAAAUUGUACUGACUUACGUUUAGAAAAAGAAGUUGAAGUACCCAAACAAAUUGAUACUUUCAUCAUCCUAGAAGGAAAGUACUUGUAUGACUGUGUAAGAGCACAUCAUGAACUGGACCUCGUCAACGCCAGUCCAGAAGUUGGUUUACGCAUAUUCAAGACUAAGAAACUGAAUAACUAUGUUUGUAUGAUAAGGGAUUACAACUUAAUUCAGAGCAGCGAAAUUGUUGAGUUGUUAAAAAAAUACAUAAAUAUGAGCAUUGAUGUUAUAGGUAUAUUAACAAAACCACUAGUAGAUUACCAAGUAUCAGAGCGGAUCACAAAUGACUAUGUGAUCAGAUGUCUUUCAGCAAGCAAACCCACAAGAGAUCUGGAUAAGACCUUCCCUCAUUUAGAGCAACCAAAUAUUAUAUCUGGAAUAUGUGCAGGAGUUCUGUGCUGGAGAGAAGUCACUGAUAAGCCUGCUGUAGUGAUUGUAUGUUAUAUGGAACAUCCUGAAGAGCAAAUAAUACUUGAAUUGAAUAAUUUGUUAGAAAAAUUCAAAGUUAUUUCUCAAGUGGAAAAAGCACAUCGAGAUAAUUUACUAAAUUCAAAUUUAUACAUUUAAAGACAAAU
Spodoptera exigua (beet armyworm) is the source of this 857-nucleotide messenger RNA. NCBI's taxonomy places the organism in Eukaryota, Metazoa, Arthropoda, Insecta, Lepidoptera, Noctuidae. The record is from the annotation of a GenBank genome assembly.